Molecule: messenger RNA, 1386 nt
Organism: Aspergillus tanneri
Lineage: Eukaryota; Fungi; Ascomycota; Eurotiomycetes; Eurotiales; Aspergillaceae
Exons: 2
Coding region: 1-1386 (461 amino acids)
Source: RefSeq, a predicted model, not a curated record
AUGAUGCGGCCUAGAGACCCGCGAGUCCGCCGGACGAUCAACCAAAUCUCCCAUAACCUCGAGGCCGCGAAUGAGACGGCCCAGGAAGGUCUCUAUACUUUCUCCCAUGAGUACAUCUUGCCAUGCUUUGCGACCAUUGGGAACUGCAUCUCCGCAUGCACGGGGCCCUGCAUUCCGAGCCGCGAGGAUCAGCUCCGUCGCCGUAGAAGGGGCCGAGCAGAAUCCAUCUUUGACUUCUAUGAUGACUGGGAUAACGACGACACAAACGACAGCCUAUUAGGGUGGGGCACCGACGAGCUCGAUCGGUUGCUGGCAGGGAGUGGCCUGACGCGUGCAAGCUCCGAGCAGCCUCGCCGACCGCGGAGAAUGAGCUAUGGUGCUCGGCGUACUCGAAGGAAAAGCGGUCUUCUUGUUCCCGAUGAUGGUAAUGAUCCAACGGUUAUCCCAAGCUCGUCGUUCCUGGGUUUUCUCGAGCGGUUCCCAUGGAGGUGGGGAGCGCGAGGAUUGAAGUAUCGACCGUCUGCCGCAGAUCUCCAGGAGCAUCCUCAGGGGUUGCGGUGGGACGCAUAUGAGGAAGAGCCUCUGAUUGAGGCAGCCGAGGAAGCUGAGGGACCGAGCUCCGCAGCGGGCAAGAAUGGAAGAUACCGUAGUUCGACCCAGUCGUCGCAGGAGACAGCGACCUCGCUGAGUUCACGUGGGGAUCUGAUCCCUAGCGAUGAGGAAGAAGAUGCGGUACCAUUGGACGACGAGUUUGCCAUGGGACUGCAUAGUCGUCGAGGAACUGGAGUAGAGUCGGAUGACCAACUAGGGGACAAACCUGCGAGCAUACGGUCGACCUCCGGAACAUUCAGUUUAGCGACGACGGACUCAAAGGACUCCAGGAAGAACAAAAAUAAAAAAAAGCGAAACAGUCGGCUUCGAUCUUCCCACGGCUCAUACGUCGACAUCGCACAAGUUGCCACGCUUUCUCUGGCAGAUCUGCAAAAGGAAGACGAACGCGCUGCAUUCGAAGAAGAGUCGGAGGUUCUACGGAAACGACAUGCGGCGCACCAGCUGGCAUCCAGUCACGGCCUAGAAAAAGGAAAAGAAUGGGCCACCUCUUGCUCCCUAUCCCCACGCUCCCCGGCUGUCUCGUCCGAUGUCGUCAACGAAUCAUCUCUGAACACUCCUCUCGAGCCAACAGGGAGACACGAUCCAUCUAAUGAUGCUGCCAGCAUUUCUCAACCCGUCGAUCAGUCUGAAUUGGAGCCUUUUCCCUCUCUUCCUCAGACUCCUUCUACGACAGAUACACCAAGCCAAACAUACUAUUCGGAACAUGAACCCCAGGUAGAUUCUAUGGAAGGCCAUUCGCAUAAGCCCACCAACGAUGGGCCCCAUAAUGACUAA